Messenger RNA from Cyphellophora attinorum, 1800 nucleotides. RefSeq lists its product as uncharacterized. The record is from RefSeq and is a predicted model, not a curated record. Gene Ontology annotation, molecular function: dipeptidyl-peptidase activity. Lineage: Eukaryota; Fungi; Ascomycota; Eurotiomycetes; Chaetothyriales; Cyphellophoraceae. The transcript has 3 exons. The coding region runs from base 1 to 1800 and encodes 599 amino acids.
AUGCCAAAUCCAUUAAGAGUCGAUCUUCAUCGCGUCGACAGUACGUCGUUUGACUAUGUCUACGAGGAGAAUGUGACCAUCGAACUUCAAGAGCAACGCGGAAUCGUGCGGGCGAAUGUGUACAGGCCCAAACCUCCCGGGCAUUCCAAAUGCCCCGUGCUUGUGACAUACGGACCAUACGGCAAAGAUGUGCAUUACUCGGUUUUCCACGCCGAAUCCUUCGCCGAGGUUCCUGCAGAGCACCAUUCACCGCACUCGGCCUGGGAAACCCCAGACCCUGGAUUCUGGACCAGACACGGCUAUGCCAUUGUGAGGGCUGACGAGGUUGGUCUUGGACAGUCACCUGGCAUACUGAAUACCAUGUCGAGAGACACUAGCCUCGCGUUCAAGGACGUCAUUGAAUGGGCUGCCGAUCAACCAUGGUCUUCUGGUAAAGUCGGACUGCUUGGAAUUAGCUACUAUGCUGGAAGCCAGUGGCGCGUGGCAGCGCGCCGUCCCCGAGGUCUAGCUUGUAUCAUUCCGUGGGAGGGCAUGAGUGACUACUAUCGUGAUCGCUGUAGACACGGAGGGAUUUUAUCGAACACAUUCAUCGGCUGGUGGUGGAAUCGGCAGGUCAUCGUCAACCAGUAUGGCCGCGGCGGCAGGGCUGCACGGAAAUGGGGCCCAGACACACUGGAAGGGAAUCUAUCCGAGGAGGAACUUGCCGCCAAGUGCCAUGAUCAAACAGUUGACAAUGUCAAGAACCGUUUUCUUGAUGAUGAAUAUUACGCCACGACUGAUUAUGACAUGUCAGAUAUCGAGGUGCCGUUACUUUCUGUUGGCAACUGGGGCGGUAUUCUCUUGCAUCUACGAGGAAAUGUCGAGGGGUUUGUCAACGCUGGAUCUCGGCACAAAUAUUUGCGAUUUGUGACUGGUCGGCAUGAUCUCCCGUUCUACACCAAAGAGUACGUGGACCUACAGCUGAGCUUCCUUAAUGCCUUUCUCAAAGGAGACGAUCCCAUGGGCUGGUCGCGAGGAGAACAACCCAAAGUCAGAUAUCGAAGCCGUAUCGGCGACGUUGGAUUCAACGAUGCGGUCGCUGAAGCUGCUUACCCCGAGCGAGACGCGGAGAUGUGGCCGAUACCGACCACACAAUAUACCAAGUACUACAUGACACCAGGCAAAGGCUUGCAGACCUCCCUGGCGGAACAGAAGACGGAGGCGAGGCUGUCGUAUAAAGCUCUAGGAGACCUCAAGAACCAACACCUUGUGCAAUUCGUCAGCGACUCGUUCACCGAGCAGGUAGAGUUUACAGGACACAUUGUUGCAAGGCUGAACGUUUCCGUCACUGUCGACGAGAACCAGGUCACUCAGCCGAGCGAUAUCGAUUUAUUCGUCACACUCCGACACUUGGAUCAGCAAGACAAAGAGAUACUCUACACAGGCACUGUCGGAGACCCGGUGCCCAUUGCCAAAGGGUGGCUUCGGGUCAGCCUGAGAGCCAUCAACGAGAAGAGCUCCAGAUGCGUGUUGCCUUGGCAUCCUCAUCGCGAGUAUCGAUCUACCGAUCAUUCACCUCUUACGCCGGGAGAGGUAUAUCAGGUGGACGUGGAAGUUUGGCCGACCAAUGUGGUCUUCGCUCCUGGCGACAAGUUGGUCUUUGAAGUGUCUUCGGGCGAUACGCAAGGAGCCGGACUGUUCGAGCAUAACUCAAAAGAGGAUCGCGACAGUAAAACUUUCGCAGGCAUUAACCAUAUUCAUUUCGGUCCAAGUUACAACAACUGGGUCUUGAUGCCGGUUGUGCCGUCGAUCAAGGCUUGA